AUGGGCUGCACUCCCAGCAAGGUGGUGGCCGCCGAGCCGCCGCCGCGCGAUGGCCUGCCGGGACCGACUGGCGCACCGCGAAACACGUCGUUCGCGGCUCACGGCCGCUGGCCGGAUCGCUUUGCACAUGAGAGAGCCAAGAUUUGCAUUGUCGGUGCUGGCGCAUGCGGACUGCUCAUGGCACGGAAGCUGCAGAAAAUGGGCUACCAGCACGUGCACGUGUACGAGCAGGCCGGCCGCGUGGGCGGCUACGCAACCACAAUCGAGGUGGACGGACGCUACUUCGACGUCGCCACCAAGUACAUUCCGACCGCGACCGCGCACGGCAAGGGCGCAAUCCCGCCCUUUCAGGAGAUCAUGGACGAGUACCAAGCGAAGCACGGGUUUACGUACGAGAAAACGCCAGGCAUCGGGUUCUACUCGUCCGAGGAGAAGGCCCCCUUGACGCUCCCGCCUCAGCUCGAGAAAUUCUCCCCGUUGCAGAUCGUGCAAGAGCUACUUUCGUACUUGCCGUUUUGA
This is a messenger RNA of Emiliania huxleyi CCMP1516, 519 nucleotides long. RefSeq lists its product as hypothetical. The record is from RefSeq and is a predicted model, not a curated record. The transcript has a single exon. NCBI's taxonomy places the organism in Eukaryota, Haptophyta, Isochrysidales, Noelaerhabdaceae. Bases 1 to 519 code for a protein of 172 amino acids.